AUGAACGGGCGGCAAGAGAUAGAGAGAGAAAGAGAGAGAGAGAGAGGCAGAUUUCUAAUUUAUUGGCCGGUUGAGGCUAUUAGUGGGAUAGCAUCAUUUUCCCUCUUAUUAAUUAUACAAUCUUCUUCUUCAGGUCCUAAAAGGUUAAGAAAAAAAAAAAAACAAGGUUUGAUAGAUUGUUAAGUCUUAAAGCGAAAAUUUUGACAAAUGCCAAGUCUAAAAGGGAAAUACGGUUUAAAUCCUUAUUUUUUCCCCAUUCAGUGGGCAACACGGGUUAAUGAUUUUCAGAUUUGUAUACUAAACACAGUAUAUAUAUAUAUAUAUAUAUAUAGAGAGAGAGAGAGAGAGAGAGAGGAAGGGAGAGAGAGAUAGAGAGAUGGAGAGAUAGAGAGAGGGAGAGAGAGCUGAAUGCUCUAAAAAGUAAAUCAUUAACAAAAUGGCUCCAAUUUUUUAUUGGACACAUCCUCGGGUUGACUUCGGUGCUCUAAUAAUCUGAUUUUUCAGACAGAAAAAACUUUAAGAAAAAUUAAGAAAUUCUGUUUGAAAAACAUGCUUUCAUCCCAUUAAAAUUAUUUUAUUGACCUUGACGAACGAUUUCAGGAGGCGGCGCACAGAACUCCAAUUCCUACCGGCGGUGAGGGUAUCCUCGAUUCCUUCUUAUUGGGAGACUACAGCUAGAAAGUUCUAGAGGAAGAGCUAGGUAGCUUCAUCUGAACAGCGGGAGUGGUGGUAGCCGGAGGGGAGUAGGUGGGAUCGAGCAUACUCGCUGGUGAACGCUCUCGCGUCGUUCAGUCCGAAGGGGUCAUCUGAGGUGAGAAUUCUGCUGAUCGGCUUCCUUUCUAGGUUUCUUCUGUGGUGUUGGUCGUCUCCUGUGGGAUUCCGUACGGGUGGGAGUUUUGGUGGAUUUUGCGCGGUCGAUUGUCCUAAACUGGAUUCCCAUCCAGGCCGUGUCACUUUGUAGUGUGAGAUAGUAUGUUUGAGGUUCGUAGUUCCGAUCGUAGUUUCGUGUUUCUCUCUUUAGCUUUUCUUCUUUCGUCUUUGUCUGGCGACUGUGGUAGGGAUUAUCUAGGAGUGGUACAGAAGAAUUCCCCGUGGUGCUGUAGGACCAGGAACGGCGUCUAUUUUACGGAGAUCAUCUCGGAUUUCGUUACCUUUUCUCCGGGUCGCAGGACCUUUCUGUGCUUCAGCUUUCCUACUGGAAAUGUUAAUCAGCUUCUAGUAUCAUCGCUUCUUCUCCAGAGCCAUUAUUGGAUCACAUUUCACGAGCUGGCCUCCUAAAGGAGCAGAUAGUGCCUCUGGCACGUUUCUUCUCUGGCACUGGUAAAAUUCCUUUGAUAUUGGCACUGCGAGUUCCUCCCUUUCCUGUAUCGCUCACUUGUAUGAAUAUGUUUUGAUCGUUCUUUUAGGACCUACUACAGUCACGGGAACUCUCCAUGGACUGAAGCCUGGGCUUCAUGGGUUCCAUGUCCAUGCUCUUGGAGAUACUACCAAUGGCUGCCUGUCCACAGGUAUCAUGCUCCUCAUCAAUGUCUCUUCGUUGCUGGCACCCUUUCGUUAAUUGAAUCUUUUUAGGAUAGAAUAUUAAGAAUUUUGUUCUCUUCUAUGAUUAUGUUUUACUCAUGAUUGCCCCGCCCGCUGGGUAGGACCUCACUUCAACCCUGCUGGAAAGGAACAUGGUGCUCCAGAGGAUGAGGUUCGUCAUGCUGGUGACCUUGGGAAUGUGACUGUCGGUAGAGAUGGUAUUUUUCUCCCUUGUCCCUAGUGAUUCGAACAUCACCUUAAUUUUUUACAGUAAUUUUAGGUGAAUAGUCAUUUUUUUAAAAGUAUUAUUCCUUGCCUUAAUUCCAUAUAAAAAGUUUAAUCCCUGUCAUUGUUCCUUUGCCAUCUUUUUCAGGGACUGCUGAUUUCACAAUUGUUGACUGUCAGGUGAUGCAUAUUUCUAGUUUCUUCUGGGUUCCUUUUUUAAUAAAUUACACUGUUAUGAAAUGUUUAUAUCUGAUAUGGUUAAAUAUUUUUUGCACAUCAAAAGCUAACUUGACGCCAUUUUUUUUGUAUUUUUUUAAGAUUCCCCUGACUGGACCAAACUCUAUCGUUGGAAGGGCUGUUGUCGUCCAUGCUGAUCCUGAUGAUCUUGGGAAGGGUAAUAUCACGCUCCUUUUUUUUAAUACUCUGAUGUCAAAGAAAACACGCCUCUAAUGCCAUGCUUUUCUGGUCCUAAAUCUCCUUUUUUUAGCCAGUUUAGCAUAAGAAGUUCGUGCAAACUCUCUUGGGUUGAUGGAUCUGAUGCUCCUCUUAUCUAAAUAUCUGAAAUAAUUGAAACGCAAUCACUGAAUGGGCCUUCUUUAUGACGGGCUGUUGUUAGGAACAUUGUUCUAAUGCCUACACUCUUACAUCAAAUGAAGCCCAGCUUGGAUGAGAAUGUGUUCUAACAAUAUUUAUCCCCUUUAUGGUGCCCAGUUUAUUCAAAUAUUUGGAAAAGACUGAAUUGGCCGUCUUUAUAUCUGGUUUUGUUGGUUGUGCUCCAAUCACCUCCCUUCUUUUUCUCAUCCUCCAUCUCAUCAUCGACACAAACGUUGAGUGCUCCUCUGUGUUUAUUUUUAUUUUUGGCGGAAAGUAGCUUCCUUCUCAUUCUCAUAUUCAUCUGACCAUAAACCUGCUCACCAUUAGGCUAACUAAUCUUGGACCUGCUCUUUAAUGAUCAUUGAAGAUAAUGGUGGUGUAUUUCACCUCUCUCUCUCUCUCUCUAGAGGAAACUUGUGGGUGUGGAUUAAAGAAGCUUCUUACGCAUUGUCAUAUUCAUCUGGUCAUAAACCUGCUCAGUAUUGGACUAACUAAUCUUGGACCUGUUCUUUAAUGAUGAUUAAAGAUAAUAAUGGUGGAUUUCACAUCUCUCUCUCUCUCUCUCUCUCUCUCUCUCUCGCUCUAGAGGAAGCUUGUGGGUGUGCAUUAAAGAAGCUUCUUACGUGUUGUCAUAUUCAUCUGACUAUAAGCCUGCUCACUAUUGGACUGACUAAUCUUGGACCUGCUCUUUAAUGAUCAUUAAAGAUAAUAUUGGUGUAUUUCUUAUUCAUUCUCUCUCUCUCUCUCUCUCUUGCCGCCAACUCUCACACUUUGCGGGCUCCUCUGUUCUGUAUUCUUUCUUAUCUUGGGAGGAAAGAAAUUUCCUUCUCAUUAUCGUCUUCAUCUGAUAAUGACGGAUUUCACAUUAUUUUUCUAUUUUUUUCUCUGUUAGGUGGACACGAGCUCAGCAAAUCCACCGGAAAUGCUGGAGGCAGGCUUGCCUGCGGUAAGUUAGAUUUUUUAUUUUUUCUUUUCCCUUGGUUUCAAUCCAAUUAGCUGCAUUAAUCCUCAUAACUCGAGGUGUUUCAAUUGUUCUCGGCUCCAGGUGUCAUUGGGCUUCAGGCAUAG
Spirodela intermedia is the source of this 3408-nucleotide messenger RNA. Lineage: Eukaryota; Viridiplantae; Streptophyta; Magnoliopsida; Alismatales; Araceae. The record is from the annotation of a GenBank genome assembly.